GCCGAAAAUUAUUCGAAAACAAGGAAAAUCACGGAAUGUCGAUACGGAAAGUACGUACGUACGUCAGUGCAAAACCAAAAAGAAAUCUAUUAAUAAUAAUGAAUAAUUUUUUAAAUCAUCUCUGAAAUAGUAUGAACCCUUGAGGAGCUCCUAAACUACGUGAAAGUCUCGAUCGCACAAGAGAUUUUUUAAAACAUGUUGCGUUUUCACCAGAAACAUGGCGCCCAUGUCGAACUUUCCAACUGUGGUACGAUCGCUACGAGAAAGAAAAGCUUCGCAAAUGCUGUCGUCUUCAGUCAUAGACCAUUAUCAACGCUUGAGACGUUUAUGUUUGAGAUCAUAGACCACGAACAAGGUUGGUCUGGACACGUAAGAUGUGGAAUAACAUCGCACAAUCCCAAAGACUUUCAACUUMGAGUCCCUCCUUAUUUGUUACCUGAUCUGGCUCAGAUGGGAAAGACUUGGGUUUUCGCCAUAAAACCAAACAACUCGAAGCCUUUAGGAGACGAACAUUUGCGAGACGAUGGGAGCUAUAAUUUCCAGCGAGUUGAAGUUGGAGACGAGGACACAAAUCAGUUGUUUUGUGGCGAAAAAGCCGCCAUGCAAAAUGUAAAACCCACUGACAAAGGCAGUCGUAUUGGGUUGCGGAUCAAUUCUAGUGGAGAUCUUUAUUUCUUUAUCAAUGGAAAAAAAUUUGGGCCUUGUGCUACAAAUGUUCCCACUUUCAAUGCAUAUGCUGCUGUUGAUGUCUAUGGGUCGACAAAAAGUGUCCGAAUUGUGCAGUGUGGAGUUCCAACACUAUUAGAUCUCUGUUGCAAUGAGAUCAAAAUUGCAACUAAAAACAAAAGUAUAGACGAUCUUCCGAUCCCUAAAUUACUCAUCAAAUAUAUCUCAUCUUUUUGACUAUAAAUGGCAAAUCCAAGGUAUACCACAGGGAACCCAACUUAGUUAACAGUGAAAGUCCGGUGAAUAUAAAAAAUUAGUAAAAAUACGCAGGUGAUUAUAGAAAAUCUUGCGCACUGAUUGGUCAAGAAACUCACACUAUCACACGAUAAUCACCUUGAGCGAAAAUCCAAAAUGGCGGCCAGCCACUUCGUUGCUGUUACUGGGGAAAAAAUACCUUUUAUCUUCUUUUUUUUCUUUUUUUGAAAGAAUCACCUGCGUAUUUAUACUAAAACAAUAAUUGUAAUAAUUAUUAUUUGCCUCGGGCUCGGUGAUUAUUGGGGAAUAUUUACCUCGCUGCUCAAAUACUUGCGUCUCGGAAAAUAUUCCCCGACAAUCACUUCGCCUUCGGCAAAUAAUUGUUAAAUAAUUUUAAUCUUAUUUAUUCCAUGAAAACAAUUAAAGGCAUUUACAAACAAUGAAUGAUAUGAUAUUAAGAUGGAUAUUUCCAAUAUUGUUUAUAGAGGACACUACCUUGAACCCCAAAAAAAUUAUAAAAGUCAAUUUUUUUUCAGUUUUUUUUUUCGUCUUUCACUUUUAUCUAAAUAUUUCUAAACAAGAAAACACAAGUCAGAAAUUAAAACCAUUAAAUAAAUCAGUAGUAUAAGAAUCAAUCAAACAGAAGAUUUUUAAGAUAAUGCAAAGACUUUGUUGUAUGAAUUCAAGAUUUUCAUAUAUAUAUGCACUCAAAACUGGAAUAUUUUUGAGGAUUCCCUUGUACAUAGGUAUUAUAUUCUGUUAAUGACUGUUUCUUUUAUGGAAAUAUAGAACUAAAGUUUCGUAUUUCCCAAUCUUUUGGGUCACUGAACUAUCAUCAGGAAAUGUGAAGAGAAUCUUUUAAAAAAGAAAAAGAAAAAUAUGUAUAUCUUCUAUAAGAUGAACUGUAAAUUUUAUCUACAAGCUCAUGAUAUAGAAUUAGGAAAUGAGUCAUUUUCCUACCAUCCUCCCCCUCCCAUAUGCCUUAACAUGUUUCAACAAGCAAAGAUGGCUGGAUAGGAGAACCUAAAACUCAGGCUAAAAUGAAGAAAAUAUUUAACACUAAAUUACUGGGACUGAGGGUCUAUGUUUUAUGGUCCUAAACAAGGCUAUGUUUCCAAGAGAAACAACACAAUCAAAAGUGGGUUCUGAAGUGGGGGUUCUAAUUCCAUUUCCAUUCACCCCAUUUUGACCAAAUCCUAUAGUUUUAGCCUUUUUUUUGCUCAAUUCCAUUCCCAUCAUGGUUUUUUGUUGUUGUUUGUUUCUUUCUUUGUGAAUACCAUUUCCAGUGCAUAAAAACCCCAUUUUCCCUACCAAAAAUCCCAGCUCCAAUUUUACCCCUUACAUAGAUUUUUAACUUUCUGUUGCAUUUAUGUAAAUGUAUCUYUUUGUUAAAUGCAUUAUGAUUAAGCAAAUAAAUAAACAUCAAAAGAAUGA
This is a messenger RNA of Actinia tenebrosa (Australian red waratah sea anemone), 2355 nucleotides long. RefSeq names its product neuralized-like protein 2. The record is from RefSeq and is a predicted model, not a curated record. Gene Ontology annotation, molecular function: ubiquitin protein ligase activity. Lineage: Eukaryota; Metazoa; Cnidaria; Anthozoa; Actiniaria; Actiniidae. Gene Ontology annotation, biological process: intracellular signal transduction.